Mizuhopecten yessoensis (Yesso scallop) is the source of this 1926-nucleotide messenger RNA. RefSeq names its product E3 ubiquitin-protein ligase FANCL-like. NCBI's taxonomy places the organism in Eukaryota, Metazoa, Mollusca, Bivalvia, Pectinida, Pectinidae. The transcript has 14 exons. Bases 96 to 1202 code for a protein of 368 amino acids. The record is from RefSeq and is a predicted model, not a curated record. Gene Ontology annotation, cellular component: nucleus; Fanconi anaemia nuclear complex. Gene Ontology annotation, biological process: interstrand cross-link repair; protein monoubiquitination. Gene Ontology annotation, molecular function: ubiquitin protein ligase activity.
CACUUCUAGAACACCGAUGCUCAUAGCCGAUGGAGGGAAAUUUGCAGAUGUCAGCUGUCAUAAAUGUGGUGGGGCAGUCUAUAUAGGGAGAACACAUGGACAUGCUGACGACCUUCCCAGAGCUCAUUCCAGUGAAUAAACAAGCUUCAAUAUACACUGGCUACAUCAACAUCAAUAAUGAAGACUAUAGAAUCCAUAUUGAAUUACCAGAGAGAAAAACCCUUGAAGAGCUCCAGUUUUCUUGUGACUGGAAACUUCAGCAACUACUACAUGGAUACACAGCCAUCCUAAAACAGAGGCUGAGGCAGUGUACCUCCCUUUGCCAGUACUUACUGGAGGUGAAAAGUCUAGUGGAAAGACAGUUAGAAGGAAGGCACUUGGUCAAGCAGGGAGGAAACAGCCAGGUGUGUGCACAACUCCUAGGGGAGGUGGAGAAGCUGGGAUGGGACAGGUUGGUGUCUAUUGAUUCCAAGUUUCAAACACUUGAGCUUCAAUGUAAAGAUAAAAAGGGGAGACAACACAUUCUGAAGGUCACUUUAAGUCCACAACAUCCACGCCUCGCCCCAAAGUGUGUAGUUGACCUGCCUGGCCAGUUUCAGGUGCAGUGGAAGUCUACAAGCAGUCUGGAGUGGCUGUACCAGCAGUUUGAGCUGGCUGUGGACAUGUACCAGGACUUUAUAGAUGUCAUGGAAGAAUUAGAUAAGAACACAUGGAUCCUAGAACCAGAGAAACCUGUGUACAGUGCCACCUACAGGAGAAUAGCAGUAUCUACUAAUGCAUCACUACAGAUCAGCGUUGACCACCGCCACCCCAGAAUGUUACCAGAGUGUAGAUUUCUCGGUGCUGAUAAUGCUGUUGUUCCUCUGCGAGAAAGUCUUAAUUCAAAUCUCCAUCUGUGGGACGAACAGAAAGGUUUGUUGGAGAAUCUACAGUCACUGCUGGGAACAGAGUUACCCUCUCCUGCCACGUCAAACAAAGAGGAGUUCAGUGUUGAGUGUGGGAUAUGUUAUUCCUAUAGACUGGAUACAGAGCUUCCCAACGAGGCGUGUAGUGAUGCUCGCUGUGGACAGCCCUUCCAUCAAACCUGUCUCUAUGAGUGGCUGAGAGCCUUACCAUCCAGUAGACAAAGCUUCAACACCAUAUUUGGGGACUGUCCAUAUUGUAGUAAGCCAAUAAAAGUGAAGAUGCCUGUGAAGAGGUGACGGACAGUGUGGUCAUCCUAUGGUGUACUUUAUAAAGAACAUCAACGUGGCAGCAAGCUUGGUCUAUUGGGAUUCAAAUGUGCAAUGAUGUGCCCCAGUUGAUCUACAAUUUGUACCUUUAUUGUUAUUGCUGUAAAGUGUUUGUGACAUUGUUAAAUGCCAUGGCACAGCAUUCAUUGAUCCUAUUGGCAAACUUUUUUUUUACGUUAUGUUUGAAGCAAUCUUUGAUCAAAACAUCAUAUGCAUCAUGGUUGGAAGUUGGAAGGGGGUCCUAAAAGUGGCAAUUUUUGAAAUUUUUCUAUUUGGUUGUAUCAAAGAUUUGUUACCAGCUACCUAACACUUCAUAUUUAUUGUUAUCCCCUCACAACAGAUGUGCAGAAGGUAUACAUGUAGUAGUGCUUCCAUCUGUUGGUCAUUCAGUAGGGGUUUCCAACCUUUUGAGCAUGUAUAGUGCACAGGUCAUUUAUCCUGUCACACUCAAACUUGGAUUGUCUGCCAUGUCAGUGGAUGUUUUGGAAUCAAUGCCAUAAGACGAAGUUAUUUGGCCACUACCGGUAGUAGUCCUUCAGGUGUGGAUCUGUGUAUACCUGGUGAUAAAUAUGACUUGAAAUUUUGGGUGAUCAUUUUCAAAUAGCCCAUUCUUUCCCAUUUGGCUGUCAUUAGCUCACCUGGCCCGAAGGUUCAAGUGAGCUUAUGGCAUGGUGCGGCGUCCGGCGUCCGGCGU